AUGAAGUACCAAUACUCCCAUCUCAUCGACCCCUCUUCCUAUGAUAAUCAAUGCCUCUGCAACGACAUUCCACUCCGCUGCCACCGCAAUUCAGACAUAGAAGAGUCUGGUCUCAUGCGAUUGCGCAACGACUGGCAGAAACAUAUCGGGCCCCUACCCUUAUCAACGUACGGCGGCCAGGGUCCGCAGUACAAUUUCACCGCCGUGACGAUCCCAGAAUGCCUUACAGAGCGCCUGGAGAUUGUUGCGUAUGUUAUGGAGUUUGCAUUCCUGCAUGAUGAUCUUGUGGAUCAGGCUGAGGCGAGUGAGGGACUUGGCCUUUUCGAGAAGAUGAUGAAAGAUAUCAAGGCGGGGGUUCAAAGUAGUGAUAGAAGACAAAGCAGCUCCGGCGAAGGCCGCAUUCUAGGCAACAUUCUUGAAGAGAUGAUGGCUGUUGACUCACUCAGAGCUAAGCAAUUCUUAGAAUAUUGGAGGCGUGGCGUAAGCCUCCCACGAGAUCAAACCCGUUUCGAAAGCUUGGAUGACUAUCUGGAUUUCAGACUCGUGGACUCAGGGGCUUUUGAAAUAGAUGAAUGUUCCAGACUGACUCGACCCGCUUGGGCCGCUGCGUUUCUUACAAAUGACGUCCAGUCAUGGGAGAAGGAGUGCGAAGAGUACAAGAACCAGACCAAGUUGAACCACACCGCAGACACGCCACACAUGGUAAACGGAGUUUGGAUACUCAUGAGACAAUAUUCCAUCGGCGUCCAGGAAGCGAUCGAUCGCGUUCACCAGAAAGUAAAGGUUUUCGUAGCAGAAUUUGUGGACACUGUCAGCACCCUCGACGGCAGGAAAGACUUAUCCGAGGAUUCGCGCUCCUUCGUAGAAGCUGCACAGUACAUGGUCAGCGGCAAUCUUAUAUGGGGAAUGUCCAGUCCUCGAUAUCGUUCUGAUCGAACUUUGAAUGGACUCCAGAUGGCGGGACUGAAGUGCACCGGGCCACCCCAUGUCUCGCCAGUCAUGAAGGACACGAAACACCCUCCCACGCCACCUGACGAAGACGUCAAAGUCGUUGACGGCUCGAAAGAGAUCGAUGACAAUGACCACAAUAAUACCCAGGUCGCCAGCCAGAUCGGUCCCAGACCCAUUGUCUCCGUUAUGCGCAAUCUCGCCUUGUUCAUCACCCAAGACCACCCUACUCUUCCAAGUUUGCCCAUUUCUGCACCAGCCUCCUACACCAGCGCACUCCCAUCCAAGAACAUACGCGACAAAGCCGCAGACGCAUUGAACAUCUGGCUCAACGUCCCACCAGCCGAUCUGUCCAAUAUUAAGCGCAUCGUCAACAUGCUUCACAAUGCGUCUUUGAUGUUUGACGACAUAGAAGAUGGUUCGACUCUGCGUAGAGGCAGUCCCGCCGCACACACGAUCUUUGGAAUUGCGCAGACGAUGAACUCGGCCGGGUGGCAGGUCGUGGAGGCUAUUGUGGAGAUGCAGAAGCUCAAAGACGAUAGCACUUUUGAGAUUUGCCUGAAAGAGUUAAGUAACAUGUACACCGGGCAAGGACAUGAUAUCUCCUGGUCGACGAAUAUUGUCUGCCCGACUCUUGGCGAGUACCUCAAGAUGGUGGACUACAGUAAGUCAAGCAGUGUUGACUUCAUUCUAAAUCUUUCUAACGAACGAACAGAAACCGGUGGGCUCUUCCGCAUACUCACCCUGCUCAUGCUUGCGCAGUCACCCACGCCCCGUAGGACAGGCUUGAUGGCACUUGCGUCGUUGAUGGGCAGAUACUUCCAGGUUCGAGACGAUUACAUGAACCUAAGUUCUGGUGAUUAUACCAAGAAGAAGGGAUUCUGCGAGGAUCUCGAGGAGGGUAAAUUCAGCUUGUUAAUGGUCCACACAAUGCAGGUGGCACCUGAAGCUGACAAAAUGCUCUUGCAAAACUUGCUGGCGCAGAGGCGCGCGGCGGGGAAAAUGUCGAUGGCGCAGAAGCACCUGGUACUGGAGAUCAUGAAGAAGAUGGGUAGUAUGGAGUAUGCGGCCAAAGUGUUGGAGGCGAUGUUGGCUGAGGUUAGGAAGAUGGUUGAGGGUGUUGACAAAGAGUGUGGUAUGGAGAAUGAAAUGAUGAGGUCUUUACUUGGUAGUUUGGAUGUAGAGGCACCGCUGCCUUAG
This is a messenger RNA of Didymosphaeria variabile, 2148 nucleotides long. RefSeq lists its product as uncharacterized. Gene Ontology annotation, molecular function: prenyltransferase activity. Lineage: Eukaryota; Fungi; Ascomycota; Dothideomycetes; Pleosporales; Didymosphaeriaceae. The transcript has 6 exons. The record is from RefSeq and is a predicted model, not a curated record. Gene Ontology annotation, biological process: isoprenoid biosynthetic process. Bases 1 to 2148 code for a protein of 715 amino acids.